This is a messenger RNA of Amphiprion ocellaris (clown anemonefish), 7027 nucleotides long. Its product is annotated as rapamycin-insensitive companion of mTOR. The record is from RefSeq and is a predicted model, not a curated record. Gene Ontology annotation, molecular function: protein serine/threonine kinase activator activity. The transcript has 38 exons. Gene Ontology annotation, biological process: TORC2 signaling; positive regulation of phosphatidylinositol 3-kinase/protein kinase B signal transduction. Gene Ontology annotation, cellular component: TORC2 complex. Bases 43 to 5370 code for a protein of 1775 amino acids. Lineage: Eukaryota; Metazoa; Chordata; Actinopteri; Pomacentridae.
AGAAACAGCGAAGUUUCCGGUGUUGUGUAUGUUCCUGGAAACAUGGCGGCCAGCUUCCGCGGCCGUCCUAUCCGGAGUCUUCGGAUGCGAGGUCGAAAUGACAGCGGGGAGGAGAACGUACCGCUGGAUCUGAGCAGAGAACCAUCAGAAAACUUCCGUGAAAUCCUUCAAAAUGUGGCCAAACCACACGGAGUCAGUAACAUGCGAAAACUGGGCCACCUGAACAACUUCAUAAAGCUGCUAUGCAGCAUUGGCCAACGUGAGGAAAACUUUGGGUUUACAUAUGAAGAAAUCAUCGUUUGUUUGCGACUAGCUCUUCUAAAUGAGGCUAAGGAAGUACGUGCUGCAGGGUUGCGGGCGCUCCGCUACCUCAUUAGAGACACCAGUGUGCUGCAGAAGGUCCUCAGACUACAGGUGGAUUAUUUAAUAGCCAGGUGCAUUGACAUCCAGCAGAGCAAUGAGGGGGAGAGAACUCAGGCCCUGCGUCUGGUCCGAAAGAUUAUCACUGUCAAUGCGAUGCUGUUCCCCACCUCUAUUGCAAACUCUCUAAUUGCUGUGGGGACUGACGGACUGCAGGAGAGAGACCGCAUGGUCCGUGCUGCCAUCGCCAUCGUAUGUGAACUAGCCCUAAAGAACCCAGAGGUGGUGGCCAAACGAGGAGGCCUCAGCACCAUCCUUAAGAGUGUCAUUGACUGUCAGCUGAGUCGCAUCAAUGAAGCACUGAUCACGACCGUCCUCCAUCUACUCAACCACCCGCGUACCCGGCAGUAUGUGCGUGUUGACGUCGAGCUGGAGCAAAUCCUCGCGCCUUUCACAGAUUUUCACUAUCGUCACAACGCAGACACGGCUGAAGGGCAACUCAAAGAAGACAGAGAGGCCCGUUUCUUGUCGAGCAGAAUGGCCAUAGUGGCUGCCUUCCGCUCCUGGUCUGGGAUUAUCAACCUAUGCAAGGCCGGAAAUUCUGGAAUUCAGUCUUUAAUUGGCUUACUUUGCAUACCAAAUAUGGAAGUUAGGAAAGGCUUGUUGGAGGUGUUAUAUGAGAUAUUUCGGCUCCCUGUGCCCAUUGUAACUCAAGACUUCACGGAAGCUUUUCUAAGUGUUGACCCUGCCAGGUUCCAGGACACCUGGAGACUGUCUGAUGGGUUUGUUGCUGCUGAGGCCAAAGUCAUUCUACCCCAUCGGGCUCGCUCUAGGCCUGACCUGAUGGACAACUACUUGGCAUUUGUUCUCUCUGCCUUCAUAACUAGUGGGCUGUUAGAGGGCCUUGUUGAAGUUGUGACUAGUAGCGAUGACCAGCUUGCUGUCAGAGCCACCAUCCUCUUGGGAGAACUUCUACACAUGGCAAAUACCAUCCUUCCUCAUUCCCAUAGUCACCACCUGCACUGCCUUCCUACUCUAAUCAACAUGGCAGCCUCCUUUGACAUCCCCCAGGAGAAAAGACUUCGGGCAAGUGCAGCAGUCAACAAUCUGAAACGUUUCCAUGAAAAGAAGAAGAAAGGUUUGAAACCACACAGUCUUUACCUGGACCACAUCAUACGAAAGUCUGUGUCGUCACAUAACCGCAGAGAGUCACACUCACGUGUCCACAGGGACAUCUACGUCAUAAAGGACACAGAAGAAGCACUGAUGAUGAACCUGAGAGACAGUCACAUUCUCAACCACAAACAGAACCUGGAGUGGAACUGGCUGCUUAUUGCCACUAUCCUUAAGUGGCCAAAUGUAAACCUCAGGAACAACAAAGAUGAACAGAUGCACAAGUUUGUUCGGAGGCUGCUGUACUUUUACAAGCCCAGUAGUAAAUUGUAUGCAGGGCUGGCAUUGGAUCACCUAAAGGCCAGACAACUCACUGUGGUUGGAUGUCAGUUUGUGGAGUUCCUCAUGGACUCAGAUGAGGAUGGCCAGGGCUACCUGGAGGACUUGGUGAGGGACAUGGUGGCAUGGCUCUCCUCAUCCUCAGGGCUAAAACCUGAGCGCUGCCUGCAGAGUAAUGGCCUGCUCACGACACUCAGCCAGCACUACUUCCUCUUCCUGGGGACACUCUCUGCACACCCACAGGGUGUCAAACUGUUAGAGAAAUGUGGCCUGUUUCAGUGCCUGCUGAAUCUGUGCUCGGUAAAGAACCAGGAUGCUGUGCUGAAACUUGCUGUAUCCACACUGGACUACAGCAGAGACGGUCUGGCCAGAGUGAUCCUCUCCAAGAUCCUCACUGCUGCUACUGAUACGUGCAGGCUGUAUGCUACCAAGCACCUCCGUGUGCUGCUGCGUGCGGGUGUGGAGUUCUUCAGUAGCUGGGGCAUGGAGCUGCUGGUCACACAGCUUCAUGACCACAGCAAGGCUGUGUCCAUAGAGGCCCUGGACAUACUGGAUGAGGCUUGUGAAGACAAGGCCAAUCUUCACGCUCUAAUCCAGCUGAAACCAGCCGUGUCCCACCUGGGAGACAAAGGCCUCCUACUGCUCCUCAGGUUCCUGUCCAUUCCUAAAGGUUUCUCCUACCUCAAUGAGAGGGGUUAUGUCAGCAAACAGCUGGAUAAGUGGCAGAAGGAGUACAACCUUAAGUAUGUGGACCUGAUAGAAGAGCAGCUCAAUGAAGCACUUACGACUUACCGCAAACCUGUCGACGGAGACAACUACGUCAGACGUAGCAACCAAAGGUUACAAAGACCAAAUGUCUAUCUUCCUGUGCACUUGUACGGCCAGCUGGUCCAUGAUAAGACAGGCUGUCAUCUAUUGGAGGCUCAGAGUGUGGUUCCUGACCUCAGCUACACGGUUCGCUCCCCGAUGCUGGACACCUGGGAAGGCAUCAAACAGCUGAAGGCUGCACUCUGGGCUCUGGGCAACAUUGGCUCUUCAAACUGGGGUUUGAAUCUCCUACAGGAGGAGAAUGUCAUUCCAGACAUCCUCGCAUUGGCUCAGCACUGUGAGGUGCUAUCAGUACGAGGGACGUGUGUUUAUGUGCUGGGUGUGAUCUCCAAGACCAGGCAGGGUUGUGAGGUUUUGAAGCAGUAUGGUUGGGAUGCAGUCAGACACAGUCGCAGGACGCUGUGGCCUGUCACUCCAGAUGAGGUGGACACACAGCUGACCUCUGAACUUUCUUCAGUACCUAGCACGCUCAGUCUGAACUCUGAAUCCACCAGCUCCCGCCACAACAGCGAGAGCGAGUCUCAACCAAACAUGUACAUCCUGGAUGACGACAAGUGUGAUGUUCUGGACCAGUCAGAUGAGCCCUCUUUCUAUUUACACUCCAAACCAGUCAAAGACCGCAGCCCUUUCACAAUCCUGGCCUCUACGCGCUUUGUCCGCACCCGCUUCCUUACCUCCCUGUCCCUCCCCAGCAAGAAACUGCGCUCCACCAGUGACCCUAAAACCCCCACAGGCUCUCGCACCCCUACUGAGCUCAAGACAGGGAGUAUGAGACGAAACAGGACAGUGACAGAACCCUCUGUCUACAGCCCAAAUCAGGGGGACGUCUUCACCCCUGUGUUUAACGGCAGAGGAAUUCCAAAGAGUCCAACAGUCAGCCUGGAAACAUCCUUUGUUGGGACCAGAGGGGGUUCUGAGGAGCAGCUUGUGGAUGGCAGGCUGGCCAGGGGAUGCGGCUCAGGCCUCGGACUCAGUGGUCUCGGAGGGCAAGGGGCUGUGGAGCACCACAGCCGGGAGAGGGAACAGACCAGCCGAGAGCGUUUAGCAGGCGAUGGUGGCUCCUCUUCUAGUGGAGGCAACGUUGGAGGGGGUGGAGGUGGCAGCGGCGGAGGUACUCAAUUUAAAAGCCGCAGUCAGAGCUUUAACACGGACACUACAACCAGCGGCAUCAGCUCCAUGAGCUCUAGCCCCUCCAGGGAGACCGUUGGAAACCCUGAUCAUACAGAGCCUGAACCUGACUCUUCUGACUGUGUGAGCCUCAACACAGUCGUGUCUGCCAAGACUGUGAAAACACUCUCUUCCCUCACCCCCCAGGCUCAGACUAACCACAUGUCCAUGUCUAAGCCCUCUACUGUCACUCUGGUACCGCCUGGCUCCUCGCACACUCUCCCGCGCCGAGCUCAGUCUCUCAAGUCCCCCUCAGUAGCCACCAUAAAAAGCCUGGCUGAUUGUAGCUUCAUGUACACCAGCCCGAGAGACGCGCUGGGUUACGCUACGCUGAAGAGGCUGCAGCAGCAGAGGAUACACCCAUCUUUGUCACACAGUGAAGCGCUGGCUUCACCUGCCAAAGACGUGCUAUUCACUGACACCAUCACUAUGAAAACUGGCAGCUUGGACUCCAGAUUAACACCUCGGAGGCUAUCAGAUAGGAGGCGUACCUGUCCAGAACCCAACACGAUAAGUUCCUACCGCAGGCUGUCCAGAACACUCGUACCGCGUCUCUCCCCCCGGAUCCUCUCACGCACCUCUCCUCUUGCCCUCCCUAGAUUUCUGAAAGCUCUGAGCUUUGCCUCUCUGGAUAAAGAGGAACUUCUCAGUCCCAUCAACCAAAGCACCCUGCAACGCUGCUCUUCUGUGCGCUCAAUGGUAUCUAGCGCCACCUUCGGGUGUAACGAUGACUACAUUGGCCUAGCGUUGCCGAUGGACAUCAAUGACAUGUUCCACAUCAGAGACUCGGCCUACUUUCAGCAAAGGAUCAGCCCGCCUUCAGAAGAGCGGAAGCGCUUCCUCUUUGGUGAUGGAGAUGGUGAUCGUCCUGCUAUCCCAGUACUGAAGCAACAGUUCAGUAUCUCUGAGCUGAUCGUGUGCCGAGGUGACUCCCAGAAUCAUAUGGUGGGUUCAGAGGAGACAGGCCUGCAGGAUCACACUGAAGAGAACUGCCUUUACUGCGUCGGAUCCACCGUCCUCGGUUACCCCACGCAGCCACAGAUAAACAGCACGCACCCUCGGACAGAUUACGUCGACUUCCCGUCAUGGGCAGGGCAGAGUGGCCAUCGUCUGGAGGUGAUGCCUCAGUCCAAGUUCUCUGGAGUGUCAGGCUGCAGCGACGCCGCCGUUUCACAAGGUUCAAUCUGUAGCACGCCCACACCUGGGGACAUUGUCAUUGGUGGCAAAGCGAUAUCAGAGGACGGCCCUGCGUCUCGAGUCUUGCUGAGGAAGGAGGUGCUCCGGCUCAUCAUCAACCUCAGCUCCUCUGUAGGAACCAAAGGCCACGAAACAGGACUACUGACGAUAAAGGAGAAGUUUCCAUAUGCGUUUGAUGACAUUUGCCUGUACUCCGAGGUUUCCCACCUCUUAGCCCACUGUAUGUUCCGCCUGACCUCAAGACGUUUCAUACAAGAACUCUUCCAGGAUGUGCAAUUUAUGCCAAUGUUUGAGGAAGCAGAGGCAAUCCUGACAAAGCUACCAAAACCUGUCGAAGAAGAUGUUGACCCUCCUCCAGAAUCCUGAUCAUCAUCCUCCUCACGUUCCCUACACAGCUGCAGUCCUUACAACCACGGACAGAAAGCAAAAGACCAAGAUAAUAUAAGUUAUGGCUCUAAGGAUGGGGAAAUGUUUGGCUUGUUUCUGUUUAUUAAAGCAGAGCACCAUAGCCAAUGAAAAGGAGGACAUGGACAUCGCUCACCUUUCUUCUAGCAAGUACAAGCUGGAAACAAAGGACGUCAAUAUCUGUAAAACAAAUGUAACCCGACACGCCUAAUGCUGUUUCAGACUUUUUUUUUUUUCCCCCACAGGACAAAGCGGGGAGCAGUUUAACCAAAUACUGUUUUCAGAUGGGUUGGCAAUCUUGAGCAACACUCAAUAAUACAUCAACAUAAUGCUUAAGGACGAGCUGGAUCAUUAAGACAAAGACUCGAGCUGUGUUUUUAAAAAAAAAAAAAAAGUCUAUCAUUUUAUCUCUUUCCAGAGGUGGUGUUUUUCUGUAAUGAAAUGAAUAAGGCAUGUUGUUGUGUCUACCCAGUGAUUCCUCGGACCUUGCGUUCUUUUCUCCAACAAAACACUACAGAGGGAUCCUGCUGUUUUUAAAAACUUAUCUGGAGCCUUCCUGGUUCACAUCCCACCCCGACUCGUGAUCUGUUUAACCAGAAAUGUGCUUUUGCUUCUCUUGCCUCGCCACUUCCUACAACCUGUAGCCUCUUGUCAGCACAGACAGCCAAUUACUUUUCUAUUUCUUGUAUCUCAGACAAUCAAACAUCACUAGUAUUGUAUUUUCUAAAGCAUUAUAUCUACCGCCCGUACACAGUACAUGAGGAGAAUAGCAUGUAAGUUAAUGCUAGUUUAUUCCAUCCUUUACUUGUUUAGGACCUUUAAUGUUUUUUCUUCAGCCGUUGCAUUUUUAGGAAGCUCCUCAGGAGGUGGGUUGGUAUUUGGAAAGAUGCUAUCUGUACAACGAUUCUUUACAGAUCUGGUACCAAACUCUGCUUACAAACGUUUCCAAAUCCUGUGUAAACCCAGCAGCUGCCCGUCACUAUGCCUUCUUACCUCUGUGCUUCACCUCCACUGCAUGUCCAGCAAGCAUGGCAAAGUUUGUAACUUCACUUUAACGUGUUUUCUUGCUUGUAAAAAAAAAAAAAAAACCUUUUUAAAAAAUAGGUUGCCAUUACAUGCUGCCAUCACAUUGUAGGAAUAUAAUUACCCCUGGAUCUGUUUCCACAAUGCAAUAUCACUAUUUGUCAUUGAGUGAGAUGGAGAGGGGGGGAAAGGGGAGGGGGCGCGACGACUUAAGGAUUUGUAAAAGGUUUCCAGGGAAACAAGGAUCUCUGUUUCCAUUGGCUUGUUUUUUGCUAUAAUGCUGCUACACAAAUGGACUCCUAGAGAGAUGAUUCAUAGAUCAGCUGAGUGAUGUCAGAUCCGAUCUAUUUAUUAUAUGUCUGUACCAUAGAGUGAGCUCAACCAGAGAAGAAAAAAAAGUUAUUUAUAUUUUUUCCUCGAGACUGUAUUAUAAUUUAAAAAGAUUUUUUCUUUUUUUUUUUUUUUUUUGCCUGAAUCGUGGUUUCCCUUGUAUAAUGUGUACAGUAUGUUUUUGGGGGCAUUGAUGACCUAAAGAAACAUACAAUCCUAUCAAAGGGAUGCAUUGUUAAUAAAAUGAAAUUUGAAAUACCCAAGA